Messenger RNA from Polyodon spathula (Mississippi paddlefish), 1812 nucleotides. RefSeq names its product coiled-coil domain-containing protein 106-like. The record is from RefSeq and is a predicted model, not a curated record. The transcript has 7 exons. Gene Ontology annotation, cellular component: nucleoplasm. The coding region runs from base 435 to 1628 and encodes 397 amino acids. NCBI's taxonomy places the organism in Eukaryota, Metazoa, Chordata, Actinopteri, Acipenseriformes, Polyodontidae.
AGGGAGUCAGAUAGAUAGAGAGAGAGAGAAAGGGAGAGACACUCUUGUAAUUGUCAUUGUCUGCGUUUAAAUCGACGGGCUGAGAGAAUAAAAGAAAAAUCAAGAAAAACACGCCUGGACUCCCUUGAAUCCCCGCAGGGAUGCGCAUGUACGCGUUUUCAGGAAUCUCUCUCUCUCUGCUCCUGGAGUGUGAAAGCAGAUCUAUGCAGGAAUCCCGGGGACCCUAACCUUUCCUCCCCCAUGCACUAAUUACACGAUACAGGCAGCAUUUAAUUAUAAUCACUGUGUGAGAGUCUGCAGAGGACUUGCUCAGCAGUAGCACAAAGAGGGGGGGGGAGAGGCAGAAAGAAACAACGGAGAAGGGAGGGGGGAAAAAAAAAUAAUAACUUGGGGAAAGAUUGUAAUUUUAGUGGGAAAUAACGUGAAACACAGUCAUGAACGAGGAACGCAACAACGCUGCCAAACCAACAGUGAAACGCGAUGAUGAGGAGUAUGAGAUUUCAAUUCCCUUUGAAGAAAAUAAUUUUGAGCAGACUGAUUAUUACAGCCAAUCAGAGAACACUCUUGACGAGAUCUCAGAGCCCGCCCCCAGCUCAUACGUGGUGGUGACCAAUCUUCGAACCCAGCUCCAGAUCUCCCUGGAGAAGAACUCCUGGCUUCAGAAGAGGAUUGAGGAUCUGGAGGAGGAGAGAGACUUCCUGAGGUGUCAGCUGGAUCGCUUCAUCGCAUUCACCAAGGGGGACCAAGGUGAGGGGGAGAGAGAGGAAGUGCCGAGAGGAUCAAGGGAAGGUGAUUCCAGAUCCUACUCAUGGGAGAGACGCAGAGACAAUGACCUCUCCUCCUCCUCUCGCAGGUCUGGUUCCUCCAUGCUCUCUCGCCGCUCAUCACUGCCUGCCGCUCCAAGCCAGCCCCCGCCCCCCCGGCACCAUCCCAGCUCCCAGCACGGCUCCAGAACCCAGUCCUCCCAGCAGCACCAAGGGUCCAGCAACACCAGUAACAGCGCCACCUCCACCACAGCUUCCUACCAGCAGCAGAGCACAGCGGGAAACCAGUUAAACCAGCUGCCAGGACUGCAGGGUAAGAGGGCUCUGAAGGGUGAUGGAAUGGGAGGGCUGGGAUUUGGGGCGAAUGGAGAUGAUCUGCUGGGAGAGGAAGAGGAGGGGCUGUGGGAGGAAGAGGAAGUGAUGUCGGGAGAGGAGGCCAUGUCGGACCGAGGGAGCGGGGCCUCCAAGAGGGGCAUGGCCUCGGCCAACGGUCACCAUAGCGUCAAGAGGAGGCGCGUCAUCAGAAUCUCCAGAGAGAGGCAGAGAGUCAAAGACCCAGCGGGCGUGCUGUUCCGCUACAGGAAGAUCCUCCUGACCUAUCAGAAGCUGAAGAACAUGACGAAGGCGUUCCAGCACCAUGGCGUGGACCGGAACACCGUGGCCUCGACCACGCCCAUCGCCGAGUUGCUGCUCGUGGCCCCCGAGAAGAUCGCAGAGGUGGGAGAGUUCGACCCGGCCAAGGAGCGGCUAUUGGACUACGCGCGCCGCUGCUACACCUCGCUCGACGAGGAGACCUCGCUCAAAGUGCAGGCCUUCAAGAAGAACAACCUGCUGCUGCCCAUCUCCUACCGGUUCAAACGCUAGAGGGAGGGGGAGGGGGAAAAAACGACCUGCUCUUCUCAUACAGGUUCAAACACGAGAGGAGGGGAGAGGGGAGAACAACCCGCUGCUGCCCAUUUUCUACGGGUUCAAACGCUAGAGAGAUAAAAACACACAACCUGGACAACCUACUGCUGCCCAACUUCUACCGCACCAGACACUAGAGAGA